Messenger RNA from Cordyceps fumosorosea ARSEF 2679, 1725 nucleotides. RefSeq lists its product as hypothetical. The transcript has a single exon. The record is from RefSeq and is a predicted model, not a curated record. The coding region runs from base 1 to 1725 and encodes 574 amino acids. Lineage: Eukaryota; Fungi; Ascomycota; Sordariomycetes; Hypocreales; Cordycipitaceae.
AUGGCAUCUGAAACGACACAACCCGUGCAGCAGUCCGAAUCCGGGCCUGCUUCUCAAGAGCUUCCAACAGAGGCGUACCCGGUCUCUGAUAAUCGUGAUCCGGCGCCGUUAGUACCACCACCACCACCACCACCUGCUGGCGGCGGCGGCGGCGGUAUGCCCACCGUGGACGACCCGUUCAACUUCCCGACUGACGAGGCCCUACCGGCCUACUCGGCUUACGCGAGCGACGCUGUAGCUGCCGCUCCGCCGCCCACCUUUGCAGACGGCGCGGGUCCGAGCAGCAGCGGCAGCAGCAGCGCGGCCGCCGGCGCGCCUCCCAGCUAUCAUCCUUCGGGCAACGCCCGCCCGGACGUGAUGAUAAGCACCUCGUCCACGACGAACACCUCGUUCUCGUUCUCGAUGGGCGGCCGGGCCAAGCCGAGCCGCAAUUCCAAGCUCGGACCCCCGCCCAAGACGGGCCUCGCCGCGUCCACGAUGAAGCCCGUCGCCAUCCCGCAGGUCGUCCCAGACGCGUCCUCGCCCUUUGUCGGCGCGUACCCGCCGUGCCUGCUCGCGCGAGGCAUCACCGAGGCCACCUGGCGGUCCUUCCUCGACACCGUGUCCGCCUUCCUGACCGCCACCGUCGGCGACCGCGCCGUCAGCCACGCCGGCGACAUGGCACGCCACCUCACUGCCGACACCACCGACCUCGGCAAGAACCUGGCCGGCCAGUCCAAGCGGCUCGGCAAGGACCUCGCGCGGCACGCGCGCCGCGGCAACAUCCUCGGCGUCGCCGCGACGCUCGUCGGCGGCGCCAUCAGCCUGCCGAUGACCGCGGCGUUCGGGACCGUGGGCACGGUGACGCGGCUGCCGGGGGCGAUGGUCGGCGCGGUGGCCAAGAGGCCGCGGACGCCGGCGGAGCGCGUCAACGCGUACACGGUGGUGGCCAACGGGGAGUGGCUGAACCGGCGCGGGCUGCACGCGCAGCUGGUCGACACGGCGGGGCUGGCGCACGUGCUGGACGUGCCGCCGGGGCAGCUGCUGGCGGUGGCGCGCGGCGGCAAGGAGGGCAGCGCGGAGGGCAUGCUGCGCGCGCUGGACGCGCACGUCGAGCCGCUCAAGGUGGAGGCGGGCGCGACGUUGGGGCUGUCGGAGAAGACGCUGUGGCUGGUGCUGGUCGAGGUCGACCCCGCGGCGGUCGCGGCGGAGCAGGAGAAGGCUCGCCGGGGCGACGCGGACCGGGAUUUCAACCAGGCUAAUGACAGUGUCAGCGAGAGAAUCAGGCAGGCUCAGGGCAGCGUCGACGAGAGAAUCAAGCAAGCCAAUGAUGGCUUCGACCAGAAGCUCAAACAAGCGAAUGAUCGGUUCGACCAGAAAUUCAAGCAAGUGAAUGACGGCUUCAAACAGAAAUUUAGCCAGGCGAAUCAUGACUUCGGCCGGAGAUCCGUCCAGGGUGGUGGUGCGUCCAGCCAGAGCGACAGUGCGUACAGUCAACACAGCAACGCAUCCAGCCAGCGCAAGGGUGUAUUCGGCCUGCACUAUAAUUCAUUCAGCCAUAGCAACACCACGGCCACGUACAACAAUGCGUCCGGCCAGGCAUUCGGCCAGGGCAGCGGCAACGACAAUAAUAGCCUUGGCAAAGACAACGAUGGCUCUGGAAAGGCCAAUGAUGGCUCUAGCAAGGACAUCAAUAGCUCCAGCAAGGGCAAUGAUAGCCCCGGCAAGGGCAAGGGUAGCUGUUGA